Messenger RNA from Babesia ovata, 666 nucleotides. RefSeq lists its product as uncharacterized. The coding region runs from base 1 to 666 and encodes 221 amino acids. Lineage: Eukaryota; Apicomplexa; Aconoidasida; Piroplasmida; Babesiidae. The transcript is spliced from 5 exons. The record is from RefSeq and is a predicted model, not a curated record.
AUGGAUGUCACUGUACCGCUGCUGUUGCUCGUUAUGGUUGGCACGGCGUUCGGGCGCCGAGAUAAUUCGCUCACCAGCCUGCUCGUCCGGUACAUCGCCGAACGCUCCGAAUACAAGAAGGGUGACCAGGAAUAUGCACGAAUCACCCAGGCACCUAUGGUUAAAAUGCAUCUCCGCAAGGUGUUCCUCCCAUCGACGUUGCACGCUGCGAUGAAGAACGACAUGGCCGAGAAACUUGUUGAACGUAAGGAAAUGGCAAAAUCACAGCGCUGUCAUAAACAAUCAGGGGCUGGAGAGGUGGACCGUGACAACGAAUUUGCCAGAAAAGCCAUCACAGAGUCAUUGGGAGCCGUUGAUGAGCUGGAAAGGCUGGCUGGAGAGCAUGUAAACAAGAUGGUUGCGCAUAACUUCCAUGAACAGGAGUUUAAGGCCACCUUUGCCGGAGCACAUCAGCGGCCUGAAAACGUCGCCGGAAUAAUGCAGCAAUCUACUGGACUCUCGGACUACGCGGUACUCCCAGCACGACCGGUGAACGAGGCGCCUCAACCGUACACGUUGAUGGAGCGUAGUAAGCGGAAGCCAUCCGAACUGGUUGACCAAGACGCAGAACGUCUACACGUUCCAUUGUUCGCGGAACGCGGUGAUGAAAUGGUUACAAAGGCCUGA